AGGUUGUCAUGCGAAGCCAUUGAUACCGCUGAGGGGCCCCACUGCUCGAUCUCACUUUUUGGAGGUGCAGUCGUGCUCGUGGAGAUCGUGAACCGUUCGAAACAGUAUGACGAGUCGCCUAUUUCCACAUCUCGCCAAUCACACUGUCGACCGGUCUCCCAGGAAACGCCACUCUCACCAAAAUAGAAUUAGGAGCGCCGUCGUCAUUGGCUUGGCGCGGAAACGCUUAGUCCCCGUAUAUGAAAUCGUCAUGUCGUCUACCGCAUUGUACAGACAUCUACUGCGCUGCGUCGCUUUACUGCCGAAGGAGGUGCAGCCAUAUUAUAAGCAUCACGUUAGGCAAGGUUUCAAAAGCCACGAGGACGAGGACGAUCCUGAGAGAAUAGAAGAGAUAGUGAUGAGAUCUAGACAAGACGCUCAAUGGAUACUCAACAAGUACAAGAGAGAGUUAUAGACAACUCUGAAAUAGAAAAUCAGAUGUGACAGCAUCAGCAAGAUUUCCGAGUAAACUCAUGAAAUGAGCAACACGAACACGCCCAUCCAAGGCAGUAUGCUUUCUUAAAUUUAAUUACCUA
Molecule: messenger RNA, 575 nt
Organism: Corticium candelabrum
Lineage: Eukaryota; Metazoa; Porifera; Homoscleromorpha; Homosclerophorida; Plakinidae
Product: LYR motif-containing protein 9-like
Exons: 2
Coding region: 107-454 (115 amino acids)
Source: RefSeq, a predicted model, not a curated record